Coffea eugenioides is the source of this 760-nucleotide messenger RNA. Its product is annotated as monothiol glutaredoxin-S6-like. The transcript has 2 exons. NCBI's taxonomy places the organism in Eukaryota, Viridiplantae, Streptophyta, Magnoliopsida, Gentianales, Rubiaceae. Bases 86 to 499 code for a protein of 137 amino acids. The record is from RefSeq and is a predicted model, not a curated record.
GGCAGCAUGUUUUGGGACAAUUCCUCCUAUUCCUAGCAUCAGAGAAGUAGAGUCGUCUGGAAGAAAUAGGGAGCUUUGAAGAGGGAUGACUUUGCUGCGCCAGCCAAAUGCAAGAUGGUUUCAUAAAACAGAUAUGAACCUUUUCCUCCAGGCAAGCAGAGAGUGUGAAGUAGACGAUCUUGCUAGUAGAAUGGAAACAGUGAGGAGAUUGGGGUCAGAAAAGCCAGUUGUGAUCUUCAGCAAGAGCAACUGCUGCAUUUCCCAUGCUAUCAAGAUGCUGAUAAGAAGCUUUGGGGCGAAUCCUACGGUUUGUGAGCUUGAUCAUCACCCGAAAGGAAGGGAUAUUGAGAAUGCAUUGCUAACAUUAGGAUGUAAUCCUAGUGUUCCUGCUGUUUUCAUAGGGAAGCUAUUUGUUGGCGGUUCCACUGAGGUUCUGAGCCUCAACAUUCGAGGCAAGUUGAAACCAUUGCUUAUCGAAGCCAACGCUAUAUGGAUGUGAUUGUACUUAAGGCACCAUCUGCAUAUUUCAGCCUCGGUCUCUUUUCUGAUUCUGUUCCCUUUUUCCUCCCCUUUUGCAAUCUUUAGGUGAGAAGGGUUUUGUCAUGAAGAUACAGCAGUUGCACUAAGCCAACGUUUUGAUCAACUUUGAGUCUCUUUUAGCUGUGUAAUAAUAUCGAGUUAGAGUUAGAUAUGUCAGUGUGUAAGUGCAUUUACAGUUUUCCAGUAGUGCAAGGAGGAGAAACAACUUUAGGUGAUUAUC